Messenger RNA from Calypte anna (Anna's hummingbird), 4755 nucleotides. It is a transcript of the gene CAPN6, whose product is annotated as calpain 6. Gene Ontology annotation, biological process: proteolysis. Gene Ontology annotation, cellular component: cytoplasm. Gene Ontology annotation, molecular function: calcium-dependent cysteine-type endopeptidase activity. The record is from RefSeq and is a predicted model, not a curated record. NCBI's taxonomy places the organism in Eukaryota, Metazoa, Chordata, Aves, Apodiformes, Trochilidae. The transcript is spliced from 13 exons. The coding region runs from base 129 to 2063 and encodes 644 amino acids.
GGUGCUCUGAUCUUGGUACGGUCCAAAGAGUCCCAGGUUAAGAAGCCGAAAGGAACUUGGAUUGCAGGAGGCACUUUGGAGUUGGGUGUGCCUCUGAGCAGGGACAGACCUCGACCAGACAGGCAGAUAUGUCUGCAGCAGUGCAGCUCUUCAGAGAUCAGAAGUACAAGGAGCUGAAAGGGCAGUGCAUCCAGCAGAAACAGCUCUUCCAAGAUCCUGAGUUUCCAGCCUCUGAUGAGUCCCUUUUCUAUCAAACAGCUCCACCAAGGAAAGUUGAGUGGAAACGCCCAAAGGACCUCUGCGAAGAUCCCCACCUGUUUGUGAAUGGAAUCAGCUCCCAUGACUUGCACCAAGGCACACUGGGGAACUGCUGGUUUGUGGCUGCAUGCUCCUGCUUGGCUCUGAGGAAGUCCCUUUGGCAGCAGGUGAUUCCAGACUUCAGUGAACAAGAAUGGGACCCUAAAAACCCCGAGAGAUACGCUGGGAUUUUCCGUUUCCGUUUCUGGUGCCUCGGGGAGUGGACAGAGGUGGUUGUUGAUGACCUCCUGCCAACCAUGGAUGGGAGGUUGAUCUACUGCCACUCCAAUGUGAAGAAUGAAUUCUGGAGUGCAUUACUGGAGAAAGCUUAUGCAAAGCUGGCUGGAUCUUAUGAAGCCCUAGAUGGAGGCAGUGCUGCAGAUGCAAUUGUGGAUUUCACUGGAGCAGUGGCAGAAUCUAUUGAUUUGGUUCAUGGGAAAUACGGGGAGAUUGUUUCUGAGCAGAUGAAGCUGUUUGAAGACUUGCUGAAAGUGCAUAAGAGAGGUGGAUUGAUCAGCUGCUACAUUGCGGCUUCCUCUGGCAGUGCCAAUGAAGUGGAGACAAGCACAGGUCUUGUCAUCGGCCAUGCCUACGCAGUGACCGCGAUUCGGAAGCUGCGCCUUGGAGAAGGGCUGGUGUUCUCUUUGAAGGCAGAAAAGAUGUUCAUGAUCAGGCUGAGGAAUCCCUGGGGAAAAAGUGAGUGGAACGGACCCUGGAGUGACAAUUCUGAGGAAUGGAAGAAAGUCAGCAAUUCAGAACGUAAGAGCUUGGGACUCACUCUUGAGAAUGAUGGAGAGUUCUGGAUGACAUUUGAGGACUGGUGUAAGAAUUUCACUGAUGUGGACAUCUGCCGGAUUGUGAAUACCUCCUGCUUCAGCAUCCACAAGACCUGGGAGAAGAAAAUGAUUCAUGGGGCUUGGACAAAGCAUUCAGAGCCCCUGCUGAAUCGCUCUGGUGGAUGCUUUGACAACAAAGAGACCUUCCUUCAGAAUCCCCAGUACAUCUUUGAUGUUAAGAAGACUGAGGACAAAGUGUUGGUCUCACUGCAACAGGAGGAUCGCCGUAAAUACAAGAAAGAAGGGAAAGGAGACAGCAUCCCCACUGGCUUUGAAAUAUUCAAGGUGGAGGAUAACAGGAGUUACCGACUGCACAAGCUCACUGUGCAGGAGAGAGUGGCCACAUCUCCCUACAUCAACACACGCACCGUGUUCCUCAAGAGGAUCCUUCAGCAAGGCCGCUAUGUCCUUAUCCCAACUACUUAUCUCCCUGGCAUCACUGCAAAGUUUAUCCUGAGGCUUUUCACAGAUGUGCCAUCAAGACUCAGGGAGCUGAAGACAGAUAAGCCCAAAAUGACAUGUUGGAGUCUUCUUUGUGGCUAUCCACGCAGAGUCACCCAAAUCAAAAUUUACUCUGCAGAGGGUUUACAGAAGCAAGACCGAUCAGGGGGAGCAGAUCCUUACGUGCUUAUCAGGUGUGAGAACCAAAGCGUGCGCUCCUCUGUGCAACAGGACACAACCAGUGCCACCUUCAACACACAAGGGAUCUUCUACAGGAAGAACAUUGACAGUCCUGUCAUUGUCCAGCUCUGGAACAGCAACAUUUUGUGUGACCAGUUCCUCGGACAGGCAGUGCUGGCGGCUUCACCCGGUGACCCCAGAGAACAGCAGACUCUGCAGCUCCGAGGGAGAGGCAGCCGAGAAGCAGCCGAGGUGCCAGGUCACAUCACCGUCAAGGUUUUUUCCAGCGAUGACCUCGUGGAGCUAUGAAUACCAAAGCCCCGCAGAGCCAGACAGAGCUGUCACCUCCCAGCAGGGGGGCUUGUCUGUGCUUUCUGUCUGAAUGACUCGGGAGCAAAGGUUGCACAUAAUCAUAAUCGCUUUAAAAAGAAAAAGCCCUCUAACUCUUCCACAUUAUCACGGAUAAUGGGGAGAGAGGCUUUUAAAGAGAGGGAAAAAAAACCAUAUAUUUAUACAUAUAUAUGCUCAUGAUACAGCAAAUGCAGUGGAAGAGGGGCCAAACUAAACAUUAGCAGAUAAGCUCAUUAAGAUGUGGCCAUCUUUCCCAGCAGUGUCUUUCAGGAGCUCUGGGCACAUAAGGUGGAAGCACAGGUGACUCUGCUCACAGGUUCCCAGCACACCACAGUGGGACUGGAUGCAAGCAGGAAUGGCUGCAUCUCCAUGGUCGUGGCCCAGCAGGUUGGUGGGGUGGAAAGCACAAGGUGGAUUCACAUGGUUCAGCCCUUGUUCGCUGCCAGGCUGUAUUUGGAAGGGGGGAUUUAUUUUUUUUUUUAAGCUAUGAUUGGAAUUUUUUUUCCCAUUUAGGGAUGUAGAAUUGUUGAUGAAUUUCGUUGUUACAGCUGCAGAUCAGAUGUUUCUGUUCCUUGGUGGUUACUUAAGGAGUUCAACCACAGAUCAUAGCCUUAAAACCAGACACACCAGGGCAGCGUUAAAAUAGGAGGGCGGGUCUUGAACACCACAGCAAAUAAGAGCUUUGUCAGCAAACAUGUUCUCCAGUUGACUUUCUUAUUGUUCUAUUCUCCACCUCAAGCUGGUGACACACAAAUUGAUCCCCCUGGUCCUAAGGAGGGCACCUCACAGUUCAACUGUGGUUUUGCUCAGAAGACAAAUUCAGUAAGGGGAGACUCCUUGCUAAGGAGGCUUUGUUUAAUCCACAGGAUGCUAAAAAUGGAGCAGUGCUCCCUUUGCAUCAUUAGAUGUGAUGGUUAGCACCAGGAUGAGAGAGGACAAGAUUAGCUCAUGUUAAGGAUGGGUUUGUGUGGCCUGGCAGGUAUCAACCAUCCCAAAAUUUUGCAUCAGUUUAUUGCUGGCAGAGCUGAUGUCUUUGAUGAAGUUUAGGUUGGGUAUAAUGGAGCACAGGUCUCAUUUUGCAUUUCCUUCAAAGCAGGGUUCAGCUACAAACUUUCUUUGAACUUUUGCAUAUAGCCUGAUGGCAGCAUUUCCUCAUAGCAGGCAUUUCUGUGUUGUCAACCUGUGCAAGGGGUUCAUUGUAUGAGACCUCUCCAAAAUGGAUUUUGUAUGGUUGCAAAUUUUAGUGUUGAAAGUGAAGCUCAAGGAUUAAUAUUCUGCCUUCUCUACAGCCAGGAAGUUUGGAUUUUUCUGUACCUUGUAACCACUCCAGCCAUUUUGUGCAGUUUUUACAAUGUAUAAAAUAGGCCUCAGUAGAGUUAAAUGUUUUCACAAAGGGUCUUGAAAUCUCCUCAGGGCUCCAAAAGGAUCAUUGCUGUGGAAGGAAAAUGCUUUCUCUGACAGAGAUGGACUGUAAGGCUGUGAAUGUUAUUAAACCACCAUCAGCUUAGUUGCAUGUAGCAAGCACCUAAAUCCAGCUCUCUUUAUAAAAAGCUUGGGCUGAAGCCAUUCUACACACAGAGCAUUUGUCAGAUAUGAACUACAUGCAGUUGACAGCCCUACAGGCAAGUGUAAUUCUUCUCUGUAAAGUCAUAGCUUCAGAACUGCUUACUCUAAGAUAUGUUUGUAAACAAGUUUUUUUUUUUAAAAAAAGCAUGAACUAUCUCACACAGACCAGAGCUUGGGCAAGCCACACAGGGAACUGCAGCUCAGUCUGGGCUGUCCUAGCCCUGCACUGAGACCCGUUUGCCUUGCUUUUCCUCACACAACUGUUUUAUACCAUGGUUUUAUACCACUUCUCAGCAGGGUGGCCCAAGGGGUGACUGCAUCCCCUUGGCACACAGCUGGAGAGCACUGUGCUGAUGUUGUUAAAGCCCCACACUGCAAUUUGUAGAACCACAAAGCAUUCAGGAGAGCAGCAUAGGUCAUCUCAUGUAACCCUGCUUUCAGACAGACUUUUCUCCAGGGGCUGUUCUGUGUGAGGUGGGUGCAGGAAGGAGGAGGGGUUGGCUUGGCCAGCUGAUAGAUUUGGGUCAGUGCUUAGCCUGAAGAAGGUUCCUCUCAGAGACAGCACCCAGCAUGGCCAUGCUGCUUUCUCUUCUGUGACCUGGGGCAGAUGCCAGGAGACUGGAGGCUCAUGGCUCCCUGUCCCAGUGUUCUGAUCUGGGAGCUUGCAUCGAGGGCAUGAACCUGCAGGGAGGGUCCCUUGGCUCCUUCCUCUGCUGCAGGUUCUUUGUCCUGGUGUUCACCUCACCAAGGUGUACCUUAUGUGGGAGGUAGAUGUGAUUGUUUUGAGAUAAGAGAGUUGCCUUUGCAGACAGACACAAGAAUUUAAGAUCAAAUGCUACCAGAGGUGGGCAGUAUUUUUUUAACAGUUAAUGAUAACUGGGUGGAAACAAAAGGGUAUUUAUGAGGGACUGCAUUUAUGUAUGUUCUUGGGCCAUCUUCUUGGCAGAGGGUCGUGUCCCCCCCCCCUAAUUAAAAUAGAGAGAAACACUUGGAAAAUGUUUCAUUUCAGCCUUUCUUUAUGUUACAUUAUGACCUAAACAGAAGGUAACAAAACCCCAAACAUACUCACUAAUUUCUGAAAUGA